CCCGGUGGCCCCCCGGCAGCGGCCCCCUCCCCGCGCCCCAGCAGCCGGUGGGCGAUGCGGCGCGGCGGUGGUGGCGGCGGCAACGACGGGGCAGGAUGCUGAGGACGGAGGCAGCGAGCGGGGCGGCAGCCCCGGGCAGCAGCGGGGGGGCCCCAGGCGGCGGAGCGGGCAGCGGGGGGCUGAGGAGCGCGUCCCCCCACCGCAACGCCUACGAGGCCACCAUCCAGGCCCUGAAACCCACAAAGGAUGCCGAGGGCGAGGACGGCAAGAAAGCCCGUGGCAAGAAGUAUGGCUCCAACGUCCACCGCAUCAAGAACAUGUUCCUGCAGAUGGGGACGGCGCCGGGCCCUGAGGGCGCCUGCGACUUGGCCAAGGGCAAGGAGAAGCCCGUCCGCCUUUCCUUGCCCCGGGCCAGCAGCCUGAAUGAGAGCAUGGAGCAGGGCAACCUCCUCAAGCUGGGCACCAGCGUUUCAGAGCGGGUGAGCCGCUUCGACUCCAAGCCCGACAAGCCCUUCUCCAAGCUGCAGGAGACCCGCAAGAUCUUCGAGCGGAGCCCGCAGGAGAAGGAGGCCACCACCAAGCUCCUGCUGCGCAAGGAGCGGGCCGGCUUCCAGGACCGCAAGCUGGACGUGGUAGUGAAGUUCAACGGCAGCACUGAGUCCUUGGACAAGCUCGACACCGAGGCCGUGUCGCCCACCGUCAGCCAGCUCAGCGCCGUCUUCGAGAAGGCCGACCUCCGCAACAACCUCCACAAGACGCCGGGGCGUGCAGGGCCGCUCAACUCCAAGCUGGUGAGCAAACGGUCCCGCGUCUUCCUGCAGGGAACGGAGGCUGGCAAGGCCGAGAGCCGGACGGGAGAUAGCCCCGCUGCCCCAGCACGGCCACGGCCGGCCGAGGAGGAGAAGGCAGCGGGCAAGGCUGGGAGGCCGGCGGAGAAGGAUGGGAGCAUCCCACGGGUGCAGGAGGUCUGCAAGAUCAAGCCGGUGGAGGUGGAGGAGAGCGGUGAGUCGGAGGCCGAGGUGGAAGCCGGCGAGCCAGUGCCAGUGCCUGAACCGGCCAAGGGGGCCGAAGGGCCAGCGCCCCCCGAGCCACGCCUGGAAGGGGGCGAGGAGCCUCCCUACGCCGAGGAGGGCAUCAAGGGUGAGCGGGCGGACGAGGGCGACCUGUACGACGAGUCCAAGAAGGAGGACUUCUCCGAGGCGGACCUGGUGGACAUAAGUGCCUACAGCGGGCUCGGGGAGGACUCGGGGGGCAGCGGGCUGGAUGAGGAUGAGGAGGCUGAUGGGCUCUACGAGCCCGAAUCCAGCUGCGUGGAGAUCCCCGGGCUGUCCGAGGAAGAGGAGCCUGUCCCCAACCGCAAGAUCCAGUUCAGCACGGCCCCCAUCCAGGUCUUCAGCACUUACUCCAACGAGGACUACGACCGCCGCAAUGAAGACGUCGACCCCAUGGCCGCAUCGGCUGAGUACGAGCUGGAGAAGAGGGUGGAGCGCCUCGACCUCUUCCCUGUGGAGCUGGAGAAAGACUCCGAAGGGCUGGGGAUCAGCAUCAUCGGCAUGGGCGCGGGGGCCGACAUGGGCCUGGAGAAGCUGGGCAUCUUCGUCAAGACGGUGACAGAAGGGGGGGCGGCCCACCGGGAUGGCAGGAUCCAGGUGAAUGACCUGAUCGUGGAGGUGGAUGGCACCAGCCUGGUGGGGGUGACGCAGAGCUUCGCCGCCUCCGUGCUCAGGAACACCAAGGGCCGCGUCCGGUUCCUCAUCGGGCGGGAGAAGCCGGGCGAGCAGAGCGAGGUGGCGCAGCUGAUCCAGCAGACGCUGGAGCAGGAGCGGUGGCAGCGGGAGAUGAUAGAGCAGCGCUACACCCAAUACACCGAGGACGACGAGGAGACGGGGGAAUACGCCACGGACGAGGAGGAGGAGAUGAGCCCCAUGUUCCCCAGUGGCGAGAUGGCCAUCGAGGUGUUCGAGCUGGCUGAGAACGAGGACACGCUCUCGCCGGUGGAGAUGGACCCCGAGAAGCUGGUGCACAAGUUCAAGGAGCUCCAGAUCAAGCACGCCGUCACCGAGGCUGAGAUCCAGCAGCUGAAGAGGAAGCUGCAGUGCCUCGAGCAGGAGAAGGCUCGGUGGCGGGCCGAGAAGGCCCAGCUGGAGCAGAGCGUGGAGGAGAACAAGGAGCGCAUGGAGAAGCUGGAGGGGUACUGGAUGGAGGCGCAGAACCUGUGCCAGGCCGUGGACGAGCACCUCAAGGAGACGCAGGCCCAGUACCAGACCCUGGAGCGCAAGUACAGCAAGGCCAAGAGGCUCAUCAAGGAGUACCAGCAAAAGGAGAUCGAGUUCCUAAAGAAGGAGACGGCACAGCGGCGGGUGCUGGAGGAGUCGGAGCUGGCCCACAAGGAGGAGAUGGAGAAGCUGCAGGAGAAGAUCUCCGAACUGGAGGCCAAGCUGCAGACUUUGAAAAAUUCCAACCCGACUUAACCACCCUCAAA
Molecule: messenger RNA, 2482 nt
Organism: Cygnus atratus (black swan)
Lineage: Eukaryota; Metazoa; Chordata; Aves; Anseriformes; Anatidae
Gene: PPP1R9B
Product: protein phosphatase 1 regulatory subunit 9B
Exons: 10
Coding region: 96-2471 (791 amino acids)
Biological process (GO): calcium-mediated signaling; neuron projection development; actin filament organization
Cellular component (GO): dendrite; cytoplasm; postsynaptic density
Molecular function (GO): actin filament binding
Source: RefSeq, a predicted model, not a curated record